This is a messenger RNA of Bactrocera tryoni, 753 nucleotides long. RefSeq lists its product as uncharacterized. Lineage: Eukaryota; Metazoa; Arthropoda; Insecta; Diptera; Tephritidae. The coding region runs from base 227 to 562 and encodes 111 amino acids. The record is from RefSeq and is a predicted model, not a curated record. The transcript has a single exon.
ACCUAGAAUUAGAUAUUGUUGUUGAAAGCACAGCUGCCACCUUCGAAAUCGAUCUAUUAAGGUGCUGAUAGGCAGUAUAAGUGACCGCAUAGACGUGGAAGUAGUGACGGAAGGCAUCGGUCAUAAUCGGCUUCACCGUUUCCCAGAAUAUUAGUCACAGUAACUGAAGUUCAAAGCAAAACAAAUUAAAUUGCAUAUUAUUGUUGGAAGUCAAUAAUAAUUAAAUAUGUCCGUGGAUGUGGAUGCGGAGAAAGCCAAGCAGGCGCCAGCGUUCGAUGAUGUCGAUUUUAGCAGCGGUUUCGAGACGCAAUACCUGCAGGAAUAUCGCCCUUCGAAGGUGGUGCGCCCGGCACCCCCCGAUCCAAGUUUGGCUUGGUAUCGAGAUACUGCAACGGUGAUGGUGGUUUGCUUUCUCUUCGUGGUGCUCAUGACUGGCUCUGUGGCGCUGAUUCAUUCGAUUUUCUCCGCUGAUCCCACAACCAUAGUGCUGCUAUUGUUGGGAUAUUUUGUGAUGGCGCUCAUCUUCAUUUGGUUCGAAGUGUUCAGCAAGAAUUUGCGUUGAAUAUAAAAUAAGUAAAACUGGGAGAACUUGGGAGAAGUGUUACGUGAAAAAAAUAUGGAGUGCUAAAUUGUGUACAUACCAAAUAUAAGUGUAUAUAUGUAUGUGUAUAUAUUUACUCGUUUAAUAUGGCCUUAUAAUACUAUAUGGAUAUGAUGAAAAAUUAAAGUUUUCAUUACACUGCAAAAAAUUUA